Messenger RNA from Cololabis saira (Pacific saury), 3352 nucleotides. RefSeq names its product small glutamine-rich tetratricopeptide repeat-containing protein alpha-like. The record is from RefSeq and is a predicted model, not a curated record. The transcript has 12 exons. Gene Ontology annotation, biological process: post-translational protein targeting to endoplasmic reticulum membrane. Gene Ontology annotation, cellular component: TRC complex; membrane. Lineage: Eukaryota; Metazoa; Chordata; Actinopteri; Beloniformes; Belonidae. Bases 174 to 1421 code for a protein of 415 amino acids. Gene Ontology annotation, molecular function: molecular adaptor activity; protein binding.
GGGGGCGCUGUUGCGUCCAGACCGUUCUGCCGAACUCCACUACACGACAGAAGAGGAAGAGCGAGUAGCGAGUUCGUGAUUAGCCGCUUGUUAGCCCUCCGACCCGCAGCUGAAGUUCGAAGACAACAGGAGCGUCUACCUCCCUGAACGCCGAGGUCCCAACCUCCGUCGCCAUGACAGACAACAAGCGCCUCGCCUUCUCCAUCAUCCGGUUCCUCCACGAUCAGCUGCAUUCGGGGAAUCUGUCCUCAGACGCUCAGGAGAGUCUGGAAGUUGCUGUUCAGUGUCUAGAGACGGCGUUUGAAGUCUCCACCGAUGACCAGACUCUCGCAGUUCCCCUGACGUUACCAGAGAUCUUUUCUUCGGCUACAGCUCAGGACCUGGUCUCUGAUUCGCUGUCUGUUCUGCAGUUUUCAGAACAAUCGCAGGUCAACAACAACUCCACCCUGAACUCUCCGACGGAGGAGCAGCGAGCCGAGGCGGAGAUGCUGAAGAGCGACGGAAAUGACCAGAUGAAGGUGGAGAACUUUGCAGCGGCGGUGGAGUUUUACUCAAAGGCCAUCGCCCUCAACCCUCGGAACGCCGUCUACUACUGCAACAGGGCGGCGGCCAAUAGCAAACUGGGCAACUACGCCGGCGCCGUACAGGACUGCGAACAGGCCAUCAGCAUCGACCCAAACUACAGCAAAGCAUACGGACGGAUGGGCUUGGCUCUGGCCAGCCUCAACAAACACACAGAAGCAGUGAGCUACUACAAGAAAGCUCUGGAGCUGGACCCCGACAACGACACCUACAAGGCCAACCUUAAGAUCGCCGAGGAGAAGAUGGAGACGUCCAGUCCGACUGCAGGAAUGGGAGGAGUGGACCUGGCUGGAUUACUGAGUAACCCCGGCUUCAUGAACAUGGCAUCGUCUCUCAUGAACAACCCUCAGGUUCAGCAGCUCAUGUCAGGAAUGAUGUCCGGAGCCUAUGGCGGGAUGCCCGGCGGGAUGCCCGGCGGGAUGCCCGGCGGGAUGCCAGGCGGGAUGCCCGGCGGGAUGCCCGGCGGAAUGCCCGGCGGGAUGCCAGGCGGGAUGCCCGGUGGGAUGCCAGGAGGGAUGCCUGGUGGGAUGCCUGGUGGGAUGCCUGGUGGGAUGCCUGGUGGGAUGCCUGGUGGGAUGCCAGGUGGGAUGGGAGCUGGAACGGGAGCUGGAACGGGAGUCGGGACGGCCGGCGGGACGGCAGGCGGCACGGCGGGUGGGAUGGUGGGUGGAGGAGGUGCUGCGCCCGGCGCUCCAGGAGCUGCAGAUCUGUCAGGACUUAUCCAGGCAGGUCAACAGUUCGCCCAACAGAUGCAGCAGCAGAACCCAGAACUCAUUGAACAGCUGAGGAGUCAAAUCCGCAACCGAACACCCAGCGCCGGGAACGAGGAGCAGCCAUGAUGUUCGCAAAGGUUGGACGGGAUCGGAGGAGGAAGAGGAGGAAGAGGAGGAAGAAGAGACGACGUCCCAACACUUUCCUCUCUGAGGUGGAUGUACAAAGUGAAGGACCAGAAGGAUUUUUUUUUUGUUUGUUUGUUUCUUCAUCACUGAAUAAGAGCUGCAUGAUGGAGGGCAAAGGAGACACUCCGCCCCCUUCUUGCAGCUCCGUGUGGUUUUAGGAAGAUUCCAGCAUCGACCCGCACACCAACAAGGUUCUCACAGGAACUUGAUGUCGGAUGUUCAGCAGCUCCACAAACUCCAGAUGUUUUUGUUUCUUCUGAGAACGACAGCCCAACUUUGAAUGCUUAUUUCUGGUCCAGGUGUGGCUGGGUGGGUGUGAGUGUGUGUGCGUGCCUGUGUGUGUGCGUGCCUGUGUGUGUGUGUGUGUGUGUGUGUGUGUGUGUGUGUGUGUGUGUGUGUGUGUGUGUGUGUGUGUGUGUGUGUGUGUGUGUGUGUGUGGCCAGCAGGAGGCUGUUCAUCACAGUUUAAUUAAAAAGAACAUCAACAUUUUACCCUCCUGUCUGCUGAUGGUCUUCUCUGCUGCUGAUGACGUCUGUCUGAUCUCGUUGCUGCCGCCAGCGUUCAUGUUCGGAAGAAAUUUGGAGGCAGCACCUGAUCAAAUCUGUCCAAACGUGUUCCAAGAGAAGUUAGUGCUGCCACUCAGUGGCCAAAAAAGAGAAAGUACUUCUUUUUUUUCUUUUUUUUGAAGCUUUGUUUUACCACAAACAAUGAAUUUCACGUGUAUGUAGAGCUACAUGGACUUUGCAGUUGCAGGAGGUUCCUGUAGAUGCUGGAACCCCCCAAAGAUCCAAGGCCAGCACCGGUACACAGCUCCCACGUAGAAAUAAAAGAACCUGUCUUCCUUUGAAUCCCCUGUAAAUAAGAGCACGUUAACAACUCACUGUGAAGAACCUGAAUAAUGACUGAAAUGCACCGUGACGGAGCCUGUAGAUGGUGCUGGUUCUGUCCAAUCAGAGAGCUGGACACAUGAGCUUGUUGAGUGAUGAUGAUUGAUGAGGGAGGAGCUAAACUCCAACAGAGGGUCUCGUUUAAGCAGCAGUGAUCAGGUUUAUUUAUUUUAUUUUACCCAACAUUGUAUUCAAUUGAAAAAAGGUAAAAGUCAUAAAGGUGUCGGAGAACUUGUUGAUGAAUUCUGGACGUUUAAAAAAAAAAAAAAAAAUCCAUAGGACCCAGUUUUCUGAAGACGUUAACAAACAUUUACAUUCUCCUACAAAAAUCUACAUUCAAACGAGACGGCUGACAUCAGCUCUAUGCAAAGAUGAAAGAAUGAAGCCUUCAAAGAAAAGAAGAGUGUAGUUACACUGGAGCAUGGAGGAGGCUCGAUUCUGUUCUGGAGCUGCUGCUGCGUCUGGUACCGGGGUCUGGAAUCUGUCCAGAGUCAGAAAGCUUGGUCUCAGUCACGGGUCAUGGUCCUCCAACGUGAUCACGACCCAACACACACAACUAGAACCAGCCAAGAACCACUCAGAACCAAACACUGGACUGUUCUGGAGUGUCCUAAUACAAGUCCUGAUCUGAAUCCUGCUGGACAUCUGUGGAAACAUCUGGAACAUCUGGAGAAGAAACAAUUUUCGUUAAUUAUUGCUCAGGAAAUUAUUGUAUAUUAUCAUGUUUGUCAGUUUCAAGGGAUUUCUUGGAGUUUUGAUUAGGUAUCCACAAAUGUGUUCACGCGUGCACAUCUCUACACUUCCUCCCCUUUCUAAUCUUACCUUUUGUUCAUAAAUUACAUUUAUCAGUUAAUACUUAUAUUGUACAAUUUGACUGGCAUGUUUACAAUUUAUUACACCUAUUAAUUUCCCUGUAUGGUAAAAUAAAACGGUAAAAUUCAACCCCACCUCAGCAGCAGAUGUCUCUCUCCAUCUUGUUUUCAC